This is a messenger RNA of Zootermopsis nevadensis, 6050 nucleotides long. It is a transcript of the gene ova, whose product is annotated as ovaries absent. Lineage: Eukaryota; Metazoa; Arthropoda; Insecta; Blattodea; Termopsidae. The record is from RefSeq and is a predicted model, not a curated record.
AUGUAUGUACGGUAGCCAUUUUGAAUUUUAUGCUUAGUGUAAAAGUGUACUGUUGAUUAUCUGUCACAAAUGUUGAUAUGCAAUGGUUUUCUGUAACUAAAUGUGUUCGCAAAAGGACUAGAGUAUGGAAGGCAUGAGCUUUGAGGAAGCUUUACGAUCAAAGGAGCUCAGGGCUACGAGGGUUCAAGUAACAUGUUCAAGGAAAUUACUUGACUUUGGAAUGAAUGUGAAAUAUACUUAACAAAAGAAGACACAACACCUAAAUGAGCCAUGUGGGGUCAUGUGUCACAAUGUAUGUUUCAUGUGUUACAAUGUAUGUUUCGGAACUAUGACUGAUGAAUCAGUACUCUCUAGUCUGGUUAAAUUUCGAGUGACGAAGCUGAAAUUAGGUGGCUCUAACCUGAAUGAUAUUUCAGAUGAAGAAAUGAUGAUUUCCAAUUUACCAUUAUUAUUUGCUAAUGGCUACCCAACAUGCUUGGAAAAGUUUACUUUGAAACAAUUAGAAAAGUUUGUUCCGUUUAUGCUACGGUGCUCAUUAGGGCAAAACUGCCUGGACACAUACACAGCACCAAAAUGGUGGCCAAGAGAUCUGCCAUUUUCAGUGUUUGCCAAAAAACCAGCGGGAAUGGAUGAUACCCGCUGGUUUACGACGCUGAAGGGCAUGGUGUGCCGAUGUUACACCUACCAUGGCUGUGAGUUUAUGCUUCGAUUUUGUACAGAAUUAUCCAAAUGUCCCAGCUCGGCUUACGUGUUUGUUAACUCGCCGGAUGGAACGACAUCACUGUUCAGCAAAGAUACCGGACGGCUAGUGGUUACUUUUCGGAAAGAAAACCGGGAUUAUGACAAGGAAGUGGAGAGAAACUCACAUCGAUGGUUGGCCCCAAAGGGUUGUUCUCAAAAUGCAUCCCACCUUAAGGUUCAGCCCCCAGUUUUUGACAUAUAUCUAUGUGACAGCUGCGAUGGAGAAUUUGAUUCUUUGAAAGAAGUACAGGAACACGAGAAAACGUGUGGCAAACGUCAGAUUUCUCAAGAGGCGGCUCUUGAGGAACAGCCUCAGCAGCACAACCAGGAUUCAUUUAUGUACUACUUUGGUUUAAAUUCAGUCAAUUCUGAAUAUGUACCAAGAGCCAUGAGCCCAAUGAAAAAGAUCAGUUGCAAGGGACGUUAUCCUGCCGGUGUAACGUUCACGCGCUGUUGUGGCGUGCCAUUCUCGUCACCUCUUGGCAUUGUCAUACAAAAGAAAUCGCGCGUGGCUGCAAGUAAUCCACAGGUACUUUUAGAUCGAAUGGAACGCUACUGCGUUACAAAAUCCCUGAGUCCAAGUUGUCGAGUUGAGGACAAAGUUCAAGAAAGUAUUGAAUGGCCUAUCACCUGGAAACCUCCAAACCAAAAGAAAGCACAGAACACCUGGAUACAUCAUUACUGUUUUACAGUAAAGGAGAGUCUUGAAAAGAUGAAUAGAAAAUCAUCUGGAGGACUGAAUAAGAGGAGUCAAAAACUUCUCUCCAUGUGUCGUGAUGUUAGAGUUGUUUUAGUACGGCUUACAGAGGAUGACAUAGCUGAACUUUCAACUAAAGUUCUGACACCAGAACUUGUACCACGAGACAGUGAAAGUACAUUUCAGCUUUCAGCAUUGCUUUCUAACACUAUGUGUGCAUAUAAUACAUCUUCGAACAUUAAGAACCAUUACCCUGAGUCAUUUGUGCUGUCACCACAAGCAGUGAUUCCAGUUAUAGAUUUAUGUUCUACAGAUGAAGAGGAUGAAUGCAGCUUGGACAAAGUAGCGCAUCUGUCAUCUGUGCCGUUGCCGAGUGAUGAAAAUGACCCACUAGUUUUGGAUGAUGCUAAAUAUCUCAAACAAAAAGGAGUCAAGGUAAAACCAGUGUUCUGUGAUAAGAACAGUGCUCCGAAUAUAGCGGUUUACCCUUUAGUUCAAACAUCCUAUGAAACUUGUGCUGAUACGGAGAUAGGUUCGUGCGUUGAUGUUGGUACAUUUGCUAUGCGGUAUUCAAGUGAUCGUUCAUCGAGGUUCUCAAAACCAGCUCCUCGUGGCUGGAAGAUGAAAGUCCGCUUGAAAACUCCACCUUGUCAAUCAUCGCUCCAUUGUAAUUCAACAGAUAUUCCACCACAAAAUUUGUCUAGUUCAGAAAGAAUCCGUGCAAAGAAUUUCAACGUGACGUCUGAAGAAACAUUUGAUUGUGAUGUGGCUGAAGAAAUCUGUACUCCAUUGCGUCAACUUAUUGCAGUAGAUUGUCUUAAAUUAAAAAAUGCGCAUGUUCCCCUCGUUAGAGCUAGGAUUGAUACUCGAGGAAAGGCUCGACCGUCAGUGCCAACCAAUACAUCUACUUCGUUAAGUAGUUGCUCAACAGGUACUGAAAAAUCCAAUUCCAAAUUCUCAUUUCCUCACAGAAAGGAGAAAUUGCAGGGUAAGGUGAUCAGUACUACUAUAGACUCAUCUAUUUCUGAGUCCAGUGUGGAGUCUAUAACUGGUAGUCAGAAAUCUCGCCGUUCAUUAACAUUUCAUAAAAAGGUGUGCGGCACAUCAUCAUCUGAAGAUUCGUCGCAUCGCUGUCAGACGAGUGUUCGCUUAUCCUUGCAUGAGGAUAAGGAACAAAUUGAGAACAAUUUGUUUAGAACCGUUUCAAAUACGUCUAUACCAGUUUCCACUAGCAAGGAAUGUGUAUCGCUUGAUGAUCAUUCAGUUACAACCCUUCCAGGCACAAGAGUGCUUUAUCAAACAAAACUGCCCAACACUGCCCCACCUUCCCCAUCACCUGUAUCGGUAUUAGACACUGAUGGCAGUAUUACAAUUGAUGCUUCAUUGCAGUCUGACGUGACAGACUUUGUAAAAACACACAAAUCAGAGUUAUCAGUUCGUAUAAAGAGGAAACAGUCCCAAUCGCAGGACUUCGUGACUCUUUCACCUGCUACGAAGAGGGCGUGUAAACUGUCCCAGCCUGCGGAAGAUAGUUACUCUCUUGUUCCUGACCCCAAGAGGCCUAAUCUAAAAGUUUACAAUGAAACAGUACCAGGAAAGGAAUCUACAACACAAACGGUUUGCAGGACACUUCAGACAGUGACGUAUUUGGGAUGUCGGUGAAAUGGAACGUAGCAGAGCCGCUCCAGAGAUGUUUGGCCAGACGUAAUUCGACCGUCUAUAUCCGCCGACUGCGUCAGGAUGAGUGCAGGGAACUGAAAGAAGAGGACUCAAGGAAAUGAUGAGCAGAAGUGGCAGUGCGUUGCGUGGGCAAUCGGUUGACGGGAAAGAAAUUCGUCCCAAAGUCGGGCGUGUAGCUCUGUUUGCCAAGACUUACGGUACAAUUGACUUACCAAAUUAAUGAGGACAAUGUGAAAAAUAGAAACAUAUUCAGUCAGGAAGAAUUGCAACAGUUUGGUAGUAUGAAAGCUCAAAUAUAUUUAACUCAGAAAAUGAUAAGCCUUUUUUGUAAUUAAUGAAUGUUUAAACUUCGUUGAUUACCAGAUUUAAAUAUAAAUGUGCUGGGAGUAAACUUAACUUAACAGAAGCAGAUGAGGUUUUAGCACUCCGUUAAUUCUUUUGCUUCAUGAAAGGUUGAACAUUGUCUUUAAAAAAUUCUGUUUGGUAUAUUUCCUUCGAAUGUAAUGCCACUGACUACAAGACAUUCCAAGCUGUUUAAACAAAUUGUUCAAAUCCAACCCUGUUAACUGGAGGAAUUUCAUUAUUCUAGUCAGUUCAUGUUUCAGAAUUUGAUAACAUUAGCGUGAAACAAUUUUAGAUGUGAACUGUUAGCGUCAAACAAGAAUUUGUAUUUGGAUAGAUUAUGCAAGGGCACUUUGAACACUGUUUAAAUGGAGUUUUGUGGGCUGUGUGACUUGCUUCCAUAUUCUUUCGGUGCUGAUCUAAAAGGCUGCAGAUUUGUUCUGAAUUCUUAUACAAAUUUUUAUGGUGAACAGUUUUAUUGCGUGUCCUGUCAUAAUACCCAUGUUGAUUUUAUUAUAUGCCUCAAAUGGCAUAACCUCCAUACCACAUUUUAGCCAGAUCUGUUCAAUAGUUUUCUAAUCAUACGGACAGACAGAUGUGAUCAGCCUUAUAUGCACUAAUUUCAUGCACGUUUUGAUAAGAAUGCAUAAUUAACCUGGCUGGGUCGAAAGUUACAAAGUGCUGUUUGAACUAAAUGAGAAUGUUUUGUUGGUGCUAUACACCAGACCAACUGAAUUUUAUUUUUUGGUGUUGCUGUGUUAAGUUGCGUUGCUGAACAUUUUAUAUAUAUAUACCUUUCUUAAAUUACUGAUGAUCAUUCUGCACUUAUUUUAUUUGUUGAUGCAUGCAUAUAUUGGCUGAAUCAGCCAUCAGUGCACAAUUCUGUAUUAUUAUAAUACUGACUGGACUGCAUAAUAAGAGCUAAAUAUGAAUGCAGUUAAAAUUUAUCUGCUAACAGGAAUGGCUGUUAGUGUGUCAUUUAAAGGUACAUAAAACCCAACAGUUUGAUGCUAAUGGUCCUGAUAUUGAUGUUUGCAUACUUAAUAUUAUUUUAAUCCACUUCUUGAAUUUUUGUGAAGCAAAUUUGCAGUAUUGCAAAUAUCGGUGCCUCUGAUUACCGUGUGAAACACGUAUAUGAUUGAAGUGCCAGAGAUUUGAAUCCCAUAAGAUCUCAUGAAGGUGUGUGUUUCAACUGUGGGAUUUAUGUUGAACUAUGGGAUCAAGUUUUUGAGUGUUGCAUAUAAAAAUCUUUUUAAAAUAACCUGGAAUGUUAUGUUUAUUCUCUUGCUUUAGUUUUGACACAACUAGCGAAAGUGCAUGAAGUGUAAGAAAGUAAGUUUUGUUCAGUUCUGAUUAUCAUGUGUACCUUUUUUUUUGAUUUUGAUCAGAAUUAAGAACAUCCUAAUUCGUAAAUCAUAUUAAACAUUAAACUGGUGCUUAUUUCUUUGUAAAGGCUUCAAAGAGUUCUUUUGUGUUAAUUAACACCAGCUGUUGAUUGUACCAAACAUCAGUUUUCCAAAGAAUACCUUUCUUUGGAAAAUUAAUUAGUGUAGUGUUCUUGUUAGAUAAUUAAGUUCUAUGUACCUUUACAUUUGUAAGAACCUUGUGUAUAUUGUGCAUAAUAAAUUUGUCUUAAUGAAACAGUGAAUGCAUUAAUUUAAAUAAUACAGCUGAUCAGAUACAUCUCUUCAGAUGUUUGUUUUAUUGAAGUAUUGUAUUAAUCUUUGGUCUUUAUUAGUGUCAUUUUAAUUGUCUCUCUGGCUAUGUCGUUGAUUGAAAUGUUGUAGUUUUAUGUCAUGUUCAGGGCGUAUUAAUAUUUUAGUUGAAGUUCACAGUACUCUCAUAGAGGAAAGAAGUGUUUAUUUUAAAUUAUAUUAUAGUUUAGGUUUUGUGCGUUGCGAUUAUGUUAAGUUCUACACUUCUCCCUGCAUGACUGAAUGGACCUAAAGACUCUUGAAUACUUAGUGGAACAAGGUGAUUGAAUAGAUUGGGGAUGUGCUUUUAAACUCCAUUACUUUUAAGAUUGUGCGCUUUGGCACAAAUUUGCAUACAUUUGUUUCAUCUCUUUAGUUUUACAAAAAAAAUACUUAAAUGAAACUGGACUGCAGUAUUAUUAUAUGAUCUCUGAUUUCCUGCUAGAUAUGUAGGAUUAUUCAGGAAAUUAAAGCGGUAAUGUGAUCUCCAAUUGUCCUCGCACAGUCUGUAACAUGAUAUUCUCAAAUAUUUGUAAAGAGGAACGUGCUAAGCUAACAUGGAAUACUGUAAUCAGUUGACGUGCUAUAAAAUGUUUGUAAGUUAACCAUUUUUCAUUGUAAUAUUUUGAGAUUGCUCCAGAAGUAAAAUCCCUUGUAUUUAAAUUUUGUUAUGUAUUUGUCAAUAUAUUUAAAUAUGCACUUGUUAACCACUUGAUAAAGAUAUCUGAUGCAGUCAUUGAAUUUGAUUCUGCAUUGCCCCUGUAUACUCUGUAGUGAUCUAGAAUGAUUGAACAUUAAGGCCUUUGACCAUUGUUUGUUUAUAUAAUUUGAUUUUAUUGAAUUGUUGGGAAAAUUAUUUAAAUUUUCUUAUGUAAUAAAAACAAAAAUGUAUCUGC